UUAUCUUUAUCCGCCCAUAGUUUCGUUUGAGAUCGCAACGUUUGUUCUCCACAUCUGUCUCUCUCUCUUCUCUCUCUCUCUCAUUGAUCGACUUCCCUCGAUUCUCUCUCGUAAUCUUCUCUAACCUCUCUCUCGCGAAUUUACUUGUCGUAAUCUAUCUUUCCAUGCCAGCUUGGCCCAUCAGACCCAAGUCGUUUUAACAUUCCUUGCAUACUAAUCUAAUGUGGUUUUUUUUCUUUUCAAUUCCAACUAUGUUGACUUGUUUUUUUUCCCUGAUUUGCAUUCUGGGUCGUCCAAUUAUUCCUUCCAAUUCCCAAAUUCUGAGCUUCUGAUGUUAUUGCUGUAAAUCCAAUCUUUUAUUGACCAUCCACACAUACAAUAGAAAUCCUGACAAAACCAAAUCUUUCUUCCCCCACUUUUUUUUUGUUUUGUUUUGUUUUGCUAAUUGAAUUCCUUGGUUUGUUGUAAUGCGCACAUUCCAAUCUAGGGUUACCGAUUAUUUUUGUUCUAUUGAGUUUUGGGUUCCUGGGUUUGUUUCAAUUCAUACAUUCCAAUCUGGGUUUGUGCUCGAUUCGACAAUAAGCGAUUGAUAACGAAAUCUCUAUUUUUUUCACACUUUUGGGUGUUCUAAUUGCUGGGUUUGUCUCAAAAUAUGGUCACUGUCAAUAUUGGGAUGCUCCAUUAUGUAUUGGACCAUGUGUACGGUGCAUUUGUUCACAGAACAAAGAUAAGCCCACCAUUUUUCUCCAGGGGAUGGGGUGGAACAAAGCUUGAUCUUUUGGAGAGAUUGAUCAAGCAGCUGUUCCCUGAGGUUGAAGGACAGAACUGGCCUCCUGCUUUGGUUCAACCCAUUUGGAGCACAGUUUGGGAAACUAAGACUGCUUGUCUAAGGGAAGGGGUCUUUAGGACUCCUUGUGAUGAGCAAAUUCUAAGUGCAUUGCCCCCUGAAUGUCAUAAUGCUAGGGUUGCUUUCCUUUUGCCGAAAUUGGUGCCACCCGAAAAGAUGGCUUGUGUGGUUCAUCUGGCAGGUACUGGGGACCACACUUUUGAGCGGAGAUUGCGUCUUGGAGGACCUUUAUUGAAGGAAAACAUAGCAACAAUGGUUCUCGAGAGUCCUUUUUACGGAAAAAGGCGUCCCAUGCUUCAGCAUGGUGCAAAACUCUUGUGCGUAAGUGACUUGCUUUUACUAGGAAGAGCUACCAUUGAAGAGGCCCGCAGCCUUCUGUAUUGGUUAGACACUGAGGAAGGGUAUGGCAAGAUGGGUGUUUGUGGACUUAGCAUGGGGGGAGUACAUGCUGCUAUGGUUGGUUCAUUACACCCUACGCCGGUUGCUACUCUCCCAUUUCUUUCUCCGCACUCUGCUGUUGUGGCAUUUUGUGAAGGGAUAUUAAAGCAUGCCACUGCAUGGGAGGCAUUAAGAGAAGAUCUCGCAGUGCAGAAGGCUGCAAUGACACUCGAGGAAGUGAGAGAGAGAUUGCGACAUGUAUUAUCUCUCACAGAUGUCACUCGAUUUCCAAUCCCAAAAAAUCCCAAUGCUUGCAUAUUCGUUGCUGCCACUGAUGACGGGUACAUCCCAAAACACUCGGUGUUGGAGCUUCAAAGAGCUUGGCCUGGCUCAGAAGUGAGAUGGGUUAACGGUGGGCAUGUCUCGUCCUUCCUUCUUCGCAACGGUGAGUUCAGAAAAGCAAUUGUUGAUGGUCUCAACAGAUUACAGUGGAAGGAGUCUUCUUUGUGAUGGGCACAACACUUGAAUGGGAGACGCUCCUUUUCUGCAAAGGACUCCAUGCUAAACACCCCGAGGGAUUGUACUGUAAGAAGCAUGAGUGAUCGUACUAUCAUUAUUGAACCUGGCAUCUGCAAAGGAAUUGGCCUUACUCGAUUAGAGAUUGAUUCCAUGUAAUGCUAGCAACAACUUUCUUGCUUAUAGUGUAAUCUUCCAGGAUGUCACGCAUGGAUUCGUUGGAUUUGCAGAUAAGGAGGCAGACCCUGGAGCUGGGGAUAAUCGCCCGCCUCUGUCGUAAAUUGUUGGUAUUUUUCUUCAUUUCAAAUCCUCAUUAGACCUGUGCGGUGGGACUAAUACUGAUGUACGUGAAACACCACACGAAGGUUAGAAACAAAAGGGGAGCUUAUAUCCUUGUUUACCUCAUUUAUGUGUUACUGAUUCAAACUUUUCUCAACUUUUGGGGAAGAAUGUACACUAAUUUGUUUAACCCAUAAAUUGCUGAAGUUUUUAACACCA
This is a messenger RNA of Rhododendron vialii, 2239 nucleotides long. RefSeq lists its product as uncharacterized. Bases 653 to 1735 code for a protein of 360 amino acids. NCBI's taxonomy places the organism in Eukaryota, Viridiplantae, Streptophyta, Magnoliopsida, Ericales, Ericaceae. The transcript has 5 exons. The record is from RefSeq and is a predicted model, not a curated record.